GGUUUGAUUCCACGACAUCCACGUAUUCUCUCUCUGCUCGUCGAACUAGAUACAUUAAUCAGAAACAUUCACGAUGUCUUUCGAUAGCAAUUAUAGCGAAGAUGAAGAUGAUCAGUGCGCGGACUACGAAUUUUGUUCGCGACGCAGCUCGUUUCCUGGAGUGCUACCUUUUGAUCCGUUGUCGCUAGAAAACUUAAUUUUGUCGAUCGUUGAUAAAUUCGACUUCCGCGUGAUAAUGAAUACUGAGCGAACAAGGGACGUUAUGCUGGUGACCGCAGGAUUGGCUUUGGCCGGGGGGCUGAUUGGAAAGUUGUACGGGGGACGAAUGGGAGCGGCCGUUGGCGGAGCAGUUGGCGGUGCUUGCGGAAUUGGUAUCGUUGCUAUUUCUAUGCGGGAAGUAUGGAAAGAAGUACGCCCCAAGUUCGCAGACGUGUUCGACCUCGUCUACGACUACCUGGCUGGUCUGGGGAUCAAAGAUUACGCGAGCGCCGCCUUAUUUCUGGCCAAUGCGAACCCGCAAACCACGAUACUUGCCAGGAUGAUUUUGGAAAGCUCUUCGCAGAUAUUGGGAAAGCAAUUGGUGUCUAAUCUAGCUUCCAUUACGAGUGCUUGAUUUAAGUUAUGUUAGCAG
Molecule: messenger RNA, 631 nt
Organism: Cydia amplana
Lineage: Eukaryota; Metazoa; Arthropoda; Insecta; Lepidoptera; Tortricidae
Exons: 2
Coding region: 74-613 (179 amino acids)
Source: RefSeq, a predicted model, not a curated record